Molecule: messenger RNA, 2753 nt
Organism: Balaenoptera musculus (blue whale)
Lineage: Eukaryota; Metazoa; Chordata; Mammalia; Artiodactyla; Balaenopteridae
Gene: SH3GL1
Product: SH3 domain containing GRB2 like 1, endophilin A2
Exons: 11
Coding region: 385-1425 (346 amino acids)
Biological process (GO): synaptic vesicle uncoating
Cellular component (GO): presynapse; glutamatergic synapse; cytoplasm
Molecular function (GO): protein binding
Source: RefSeq, a predicted model, not a curated record
CGGGCGCGCGAGGGGUUGAGGCGGUGCCGGGGCGGGCGCGGAGCUGGCUGGAGGGCGGCGGAGGCGGUGCCGUAGGGGCCCGCUGAGGCGCGCGGGGGGUUGGCGGCGCCCGGAAGCCUGUCGCUUGUGCGGUCCCUCCGGUUCGCUGGGUCCGCGCGGGAGGCCCGACGGCGGGAGGCAGCAUGUCGGUAGCGGGGCUGAAGAAGCAGUUCUACAAGGCGAGCCAGCCGGGGAACACCAUCACUUGUGGGGAGUGCUGGAUGCAGACGCUACACGUGAAGGUGAUAAUUCCAUGGCGGUGCUGCUCUUGCCGGGCCCAAAAAGCUGGUCAGUGAGAAGGUCGGAGGGGCUGAAGGGACCAAGCUGGACGAUGACUUCAAAGAGAUGGAGAAGAAGGUGGACGUUACCAGCAAGGCUGUGACAGAAGUGUUGGCCAGAACCAUCGAGUAUCUGCAGCCCAACCCAGCCUCGCGGGCCAAGCUGACGAUGCUCAACACGGUGUCCAAGAUCCGAGGGCAGGUGAAGAACCCUGGCUACCCGCAGUCGGAGGGCCUGCUGGGCGAGUGCAUGAUCCGCCAUGGGAAGGAGCUGGGCGGCGAGUCCAACUUCGGCGACGCCCUGCUGGAUGCCGGGGAGUCCAUGAAGCGCCUGGCUGAGGUGAAGGACUCCCUGGACAUAGAGGUGAAGCAGAACUUCAUCGAUCCCCUCCAGAACCUGUGCGACAAGGACCUGAAGGAGAUCCAGCACCACCUGAAGAAGCUGGAGGGCCGCCGCCUGGACUUUGAUUACAAGAAGAAGCGGCAGGGCAAGAUCCCCGAUGAGGAGCUGCGCCAGGCCAUGGAGAAGUUUGAGGAGUCCAAGGAGGUGGCCGAGACCAGCAUGCACAACCUCCUGGAGACCGACAUCGAGCAGGUGAGCCAGCUCUCCGCCCUGGUGGAUGCCCAACUGGACUACCACCGGCAGGCCGUGCAGAUCCUGGACGAGCUAGCUGAUAAGCUCAAGCGAAGGAUGCGGGAAGCCUCUUCGCGCCCCAAGCGGGAGUAUAAGCCCAAGCCCCGGGAGCCCUUGGACCUCGGAGAGCCUGAGCAGUCCAACGGGGGCUUCCCCUGUGCCACGGCCCCCAAGAUCACAGCUUCGUCAUCUUUUCGAUCUUCCGACAAGCCCACCCGGACCCCCAGCAGCAGGAGCAUGCGGGCAGGUGACAGCCUGGACCUUCCCCCACCCCCAGCGCCCCUGGACCAGCCGAGCUGCAAGGCCCUGUACGACUUUGAGCCUGAGAACGACGGGGAGCUGGGCUUCCACGAGGGCGACAUCAUCACGCUGACCAACCAGAUCGACGAGAACUGGUACGAGGGCAUGCUCCACGGCCAGUCCGGCUUCUUCCCCCUCAGCUACGUGGAGGUGCUGGUGCCGCUGCCCCAGUGACCGCGUCUCAGUGAUGUGUCGGCCCGCCGCCCCUCCAUCCAGAUCUCUGCAUUCCAUGGGCCCCGCAGCCGGGCAGCGCUCACAGCCUGCGGGGUGGCCCGCUCUGGGCCUGACCCGGCCCCAGGGCAGCGGGGCCCCUGUUUACACUAGCGCUCACCCCCGGUGGUGGGGGCUCCCUUCCCCACUCCACGUGGCCGUCUUGGGGGCUGGGCAGUGUUCCUCCUUCCUGCUGCUCACAACUCUGCCCCCCCAGCUCCGCCCACCCCACCCCAGGAGGCUCACACUAAGGUGCUCUUAGAAACACUAACUCCUCCUGCCCUUCUGGGGACCGGUAACUCCAGGUGGGCCCCCCUUCUCUCUCUCCUCUCUCUCCUCUCUCUCUCUCUCUCUCCCCCUCCUCUCUCACUCUCACACACACACGUACACGUACACACACACACACACGUGCGCACGCAUACGCAUCCUCUCCCACCUCCAUCCAGCUCUGUCCGGAGACCUGCCCUUAACAGGAUAGGACUGAACAUUGGUGUGAUGGGGUGGUCUGGGCGAGACCCCUGGCUGAGACUCGCCACCCUGCUUUUAAAUCCUCCCCCCCUGGAAACUACCAGCCCCCUCCAGAGCUCCCUAGGCCCCUGAGUGCCUACAGAUGCCACCUUCCUGGAAGGGUUUCACCCCUUUCUUCUGGCUGGGGACUUGGGGAAAGACGAGCCUGGGGUUCUCAGGGGCCAGCGCCCCUAAAGACAGGCCAUCUCCCCCCUGCAGGGCACUAAGCCCCAAACACCCGUGCCCACCACCGCAUCCCAAGCCAAGCACAUGGAGCAUCUCUCUGGCACAAGCUGCCAGCGCGCACGUGUGUGUACGCACACAUGCACACACACACGACCACAGGAGCCCAGCCUCCACUAUGUGGAAGGUCAAGCACAAAGGCUUUGUUAAGUGAAUGUUCCCAGACCCCUGGCUGCUGGGACCCCUUGGGGAGUCACGGGCACCACGCUGGUGAGCCGGCCACCAUACCCUCUUUGGACAGUGGCCCAGGCCAUCUCCUUCAGACCAAGGUAGGCAGCUGCCCAGACCAGCAGGGCCCCAGCCCUGCACCCACUUCCCCUCUUGCCUAAUCCAAAACUUGGCUAAACAGGGGACCCCGGGCCUGGUUCACAUUCCCCUCCUCUGGUGACCCGGUAAAGCCCCCAAGGACACCAGGCCCUCCCUGCUGCUCCGAGAGGCCCCCCGGUCACCAGUACCUGGAGGAGACACAGACAUCCCAGCCUAGGGCAGAUCAAAAUGUAAUCCUGAUUUUUUUUAAAAAGUAUUAAAUGUCUCUUUCUACA